Dothidotthia symphoricarpi CBS 119687 is the source of this 1845-nucleotide messenger RNA. RefSeq lists its product as uncharacterized. Bases 253 to 1659 code for a protein of 468 amino acids. Gene Ontology annotation, cellular component: membrane. NCBI's taxonomy places the organism in Eukaryota, Fungi, Ascomycota, Dothideomycetes, Pleosporales, Dothidotthiaceae. The record is from RefSeq and is a predicted model, not a curated record. The transcript is spliced from 4 exons.
CUUCAAACAAUGGUAGGCCGUUCGGCUUCCGUGCGGCUCCUCAUGAUGAACCUGAUCGGCGAACGAGCGGGUCAAAAACAGGUUGACGGACAGAAAAUGAGGGGUGGAUGUGUGCGUGUGGGGUGUUCACUGCUCGUGUACUUCUGACUAGCUCAACUACAAUAAGCGCCUUGCUCCUUCGCGGAUGGUGCAGUUGGCUUCCCAGCCUUUCUCCCGCCAUCAUGUCUGCGUGUCAUUGUAACCAACCUCUAUAUGCCUCCGCUAGGAUCGCCAAUGAUCCAGCCAUCGCCGCCCAAAGUCUUCGACAACUAUGACAAGUACACUCCCGAGGCUUCGCUAGAUCCCGGAGAUAAACCCGAGGCUCUGCUCAACGUCACGCGCGGGGCAAUUCGUGUGCCUUCUCCAAACCCGUCCCUGAUAUCGAUAGACGACUCGAAUAACAUACGGCUUGGUCGCGAUGUGGAUCACCUACCUGUACAAGAUGGCUGGAGACAUGCUUCUCACUCACCAGUUCCUCCACGGACUGUGAAAGACAAGGCAAGACUGUUCUGGGUAGUGAACAAGGGCUUGGUUUUUGUGAUGAUUGCGCAACUUUUCGGCACGAUGAUGAAUGUUACCACAAGAAUCCUGGAGGUGGAAGGCAAUGAUGGCAAAGGAUACCAUCCGCUCCAAAUUCUCUUCGUCAGAAUGAUUGUGACAGCCGUCUGCGCAUCGUUCUACAUGUACCACCAGAAAAUAGAGCAUUUUCCGUUUGGCCUGAGGGAGAUAAGGCCUUUGUUAGUUGCCCGUGGUGUGUCAGGCUUUUUUGGAGUUUUUGGAAUGUACUAUUCCUUACAAUAUCUUCCUCUCUCUGACGCCACAGUCAUAACGUUUCUAGCUCCUAGCCUCGCAUGCUGGGCAUGCUCCUACCUGAUCAACGAGCCGUUCACCCGCAUGGAACAGAUUGCUGCAUACAUUUCUCUCUUUGGUGUCGUUUUGAUCGCAAGACCCGCCUCAUUAUUCACCUCGAUCUCACAUCCCGAUGCGCCAGCCCUAGGCGAUACACACCCUGUGAAUGCGACAGUCAGUCGACUUUCCUUAGACUAUGACUCUGUUACGCCAAAGCAGCGAGGAAUGGCAAUCGGCAUAGCAAUGUUGGGCGUAUUUGGAGCAGCAGGCGCAUACACGACCGUCCGGUGGAUCGGCAAGCGCGCACACCCGCUUAUUACGGUCAACUACUUUGCGACAUUGUGUACCAUUAUCAGCUUUGUAGCGAUGUUUGUGGUCCCUGAUGUCGGGUUUUUGCUUCCAAGGUACUUCAAAGAUUGGUGUUAUCUGAUGUUCUUAGGACUCUGUGGGUUUGCUCUGCAAUUUCUCCUCGCGACCGGCCUCCAAUACGAGAAAUCAUCGCGCGCAACAAAUAUGGUGUACACGCAGAUGUUGUUUGCAUUGACGUUCGACAAGUUGAUCUGGGGCACAACACCCAGUGCUUUGUCGAUUGUUGGGUCAUCCUUGAUCCUCGGUUCAGCGAUCUAUGUUGCGAUGAACAAGGAAUAUGUGAAGAAAGACGAUGUGGUUAGAGGACGUGAAGAUACAGACGAAGAGCAAGGAUUGAUGUCUUUCGAAGAAGAACCAAGAGAUGAAAAUACGAGUAUUGCCAUGAGACCACUGAGGAUAUGAUAGGCUUUGCCUCGUUUGGGCGUUACGGGAAAGGUUACACAUAUCAUAGAUCACGAUCUGGAACGAUAGCAUGACAAUGUCAAGAUUUAUAGAGUUAUACAAUCACUCUCGGUUUCAUACUCUGGUAUUCACUGGGCUCGUCUGGAGAAUGAUUCGUUCUCUACUCACAAGAAGACUAUGGUUAAA